AUGCCGAAAAAGGUAGCAAAAGUUGAUAGCGUUGACACAACCAAAGAAAUUUUAAAUCUUGAGUUAGAAGGAUAUUCACCGGGUAUUAGUGAUCGUGAUAGCAUUACAAUCUUGUUGAAACAUCUUUUCCCUAACGACUGUGUUAUCAAUGUUGAGAACCUUGCCGAAUAUAUUGUGUCACAAGACUCAAUUGGUACUGUAGUUAAACCUACAUGUGAUGAUGAAAGCGAUGAUGAUGAUGACGAUGAUAACAUAGUGUUUGCAGUGACCAGCGUGGUAGAUUUAAGCCAUGAGUCAGCUGUGAAACACUCCGUAGUCAAAGAUCUUAGGAACUUCAUCCUUGAGGGAGUUAAAAGUUCGAAAAACGUUCCGGCGAGAUGUAAGGUCGAGGAGCUUCUUGAGAAGGAUAUGGACUGCAAAUCAUUCCUUCUUAUUAAUGAACGGUUCGAAAACCUACCACUUUCUAUUUGUUCUGAAGCUAUUUCUUCCUUACCAUCUGAAUUUAAAUCCUCUGAUUUACUCCCUACUCAUCUCUUCAUAUUAUCAUGGGCAUAUUCAGAAGAAGUCAAAGACAGUGAUAAGAAAUACGAAUAUGCAUAUCCCGAAAUCGAAUUUGUUGUUCCCCAUGCUCUACAUGUAUUGGAAUUAGAUCAUAACAGUCUUACACUUCAUAGUGCAAAAAAGAAAAAAAGUAAUGAUGGCGAUGAUGAUGAAGGAACAAACGACUUUAGUACUUUGUUAUUGAUAAUUAUCCCAAUGGAUAGAUUCCAUGACAUGUUAACUUCCUUGGCUAGUCACGUGUAA
Schistosoma mattheei is the source of this 804-nucleotide messenger RNA. Lineage: Eukaryota; Metazoa; Platyhelminthes; Trematoda; Strigeidida; Schistosomatidae. The record is from the annotation of a GenBank genome assembly.